This is a messenger RNA of Phascolarctos cinereus (koala), 2055 nucleotides long. Its product is annotated as death domain-containing membrane protein NRADD-like. Gene Ontology annotation, cellular component: cell surface; plasma membrane. Gene Ontology annotation, molecular function: death receptor activity; coreceptor activity; nerve growth factor binding. NCBI's taxonomy places the organism in Eukaryota, Metazoa, Chordata, Mammalia, Diprotodontia, Phascolarctidae. The record is from RefSeq and is a predicted model, not a curated record. Gene Ontology annotation, biological process: Rho protein signal transduction.
AGGCAGGAGCAGGAGAACCAGUCGGCGGCGCGGAGGGAGAGGAGUUGGUCCUUUGCUGUCCUAACCCCCCCCUUCCAGUCGCCCCUCAGUUCCUCCAGCCUCUGCUCCGUUUGGGCUCCGGCUUAGACCCCCCAAGAGCACUACCAGACUCCUGUCCUCCCAGGCUCCUGAUCCCCAAACCCCGCUCUCACCCCACUUCACCCCCAGGCUCUUCUAACCCACAUUACCCCCUCUCUGGCCUCUCCAAGGUCUCACUCAGGCUCCUGCAGCCACCCUCGUACAGGCUUCCCUCCUGCCGCUUCCCUCUCCGACCUCCCUUCGGGUCCUUCUCUAGGGCUUCCCGGCCCCAUUCGCUUCGUACCCCUCCCCAUUCUGCGCCCGCCCCUGGAGCAGGGCAAGUACUGAGCUUCCUCUAGGUUCCCUCCCUGUGGACCCGGGCAGGGACCUGGGAGCCAGAGCCGAAGAAGAUGUCCGGGGACAGGCGGCGGCCGCGCCCUUGGCUCCUGUGGCUGCUCCUGAGGUCGCUGCUUCCGUCCGAGGUGUGGGCUGGACAGUUCUGUCCCAGUGGGCUCUUCCCUUGGGGAGAUCUGUGCUGCAACACCUGCCCCCCAGACUGGGGGACCUCAGAGCCCUGUGGAGAAGCUGAUGUGAAGUGUAAACCAUGUCCUUCCAAUGAGACCUUGUCCUCAGAAGGAACUUCUGAGCCCUGCCAGCCAUGUUGCAGCUGCCCCAUUGGACACUUUCUCAGCAGCACCAAUCAUUGCCAGCCAUGCAAGGCCUGCCCCCCAGGCAGUGAAGCCAAGAUUCCUUGUGGGAAGGACACUGACACUGUGUGCCAACCCUGUCCUCCAGACACCUAUUCAAAAGAGAGCAGUUUCCAAGAGCCCUGCAAAGCCUGUACCCAUUGCAAUCAGAGCAAAGUUGUGGUUCUGGCCUGUACUCGACUCUUUGACACACUUUGCAUGGAUGAGGAACUGCACAUCCUGAUCCGUGACGCAGAAGCCAAGGGCGCAGACUCCAAUAUCUCCUCCACCUUUCCCUUGCCUCCCAGGGAUUCUGGUGUGAUCAUCCCCAUCUAUUGCUCCCUGCUGGCCGCUGUGGUGGUGGGACUCCUAGGCUAUGUUGCUUUCAAAAGCUGGAGAACCUGUAAACAGAAACAACAGCUGGCAAAGGCUCGGAUUGGGGAGCUGGGUGUUGCUGAGGGGGAGAAGCUACACAAUGACAGCAGUAUCUGCUUAGAUACAACAGGAUUCCAUGAACUCCAUGGCUUGGGCAAAGGGGCCCAGAUGGAACCCUGUCAGUGGCGUCUCUAUGAGCAACUGCCUAAGAGGCAACAAGAGGAGGUGGAGCAGCUGCUGGGGGCAGACAGCCCACCCAGGGCAGGCUGGCAGGCCUUGGCAAAGCAACUGGGCUAUGAAGCUGAGGCUGUGGAAGUGAUGGGCCAGGGCGCAGCACCUGCUCACACUCUGCUACGCAACUGGGCCACUGAAGGCGGGGCUGGAGCCACCCUUGAGGUCUUGGAGACAUCACUGAAGGCAAUAGGCCGAGAAGAUGUGGCUAGGGCCCUGUGGAGCCCUGAUGAGGGUAAUUCCAUGGUAUGAAUCAUGGGCCUUGGCUUCGUCAGCCUGGGGCUUUCCCUCCCUUCCUCCAUCACCCUGCUUCUCUCAGGGAAACAUGGCUGGCUGCUUUGACUUCAGGGUUCAUCCCCUCUAUACCUCUCAUCCAGCCAGGUUCCUAGUAUCAUAGCUCCACCUGUGAGGAAGGCUCAUGAGGCCCCCAUAGCCUUUUUCCCUAGCCCCAGAAGGUGGUUCAUAACAUCCAAUGGAUAGGAACGGGCUUUGGUCCCCAUUUUAUUGCCCCACAGUGAAGUUCCUUGAGAACUAGGGGCUGGAGUAAUGGAAGACUCUCUUGACCUUCCUGCCAGGAUGGGAAGUUUCCAUUUCUUUGAAGUAGGAAUUAGGUUUAGGUGGAGAGGGCCUCCGAACCCCUACCUCUACACCAAUAUUUGGUCUCACCAUUUACGUUUACAAAUAAAAGCAUAACAUGUCUAACCUC